UGCUUUUUUCGAUUAUGCCCCUGAAGAACUCCUUGGAUCGGGUUUUUAUUUCAUGGAUCGUUCUGAAGUGUGAACGCACCGAUUUUUUUUUUCUCCAUCUGCGGGGCUGCCCAAUAAGAGGCCUCUACUGAUGAGUCAACUUUGUAUGCGGGAUUGCAAAAGGCUUUGCCGUUGACCCAAAGAGACUAAUUCAAACCCCCUCAGAAACCGCCGCGUUUUUUUUUCUUAUAUUUGUAUUUGACAUGUCAGACUUGCCUUCAUUAAGAAAAAAGAUCGAUUCUCUCGAUACAACUCUGGUCAAUAUUCUCAAUGAGCGUGCCCGGGUCUCGCUCGAUAUUGGCGCUGCCAAACGCCAAGCUGAUGAAAAGGUACAAUCACCUUCUGAAACUCAUGUAUAUAUGCCUGCCAGAGAAAAGGAGGUCUAUGCCAAGCUUGAACGUUUGAAUCGCGGCCCCUUGAAAAGUGAAGCGCUUCAUGCCAUCUUCCGCGAGAUCAUGUCAGCUUCGAUUGCCCUUCAAAAGGAUGUGUCUAUUGCUUACCUCGGACCUCCCGGUACUUUUUCACAUCAAGCAGCCUAUGAACGUUUGGGUGACAGUGUCAUCUAUGUGCCUCAAAAACAAAUUGCAGAUGUGUUUGAAGCGGUAGAAAAGGGUCGAGCUACUUAUGGUAUUGUACCUUUUGAGAAUUCAACGUACGGAACCGUGGUGGAGUCAUUGGACUGUUCCAUCCAUACACCUGUCAAAGUACGAGCAGAAACAUAUCUUCCUGUACAUCAAUGCUUGCUGUCAAAUACCGCAUUAGACAAGAUCACCAAGGUUUACAGCCAUCCACAGGGGUUAGGUCAAACGCAGAAAUGGCUCUCUCAACACGUGCCGAAUGCCAGACGUAUCUCUGUUAAAUCCACCGCCGAAGCCGCUCAGCAAGCAGCACUGGAAACUGGAGCCGCAGCUGUAUGCAGCGAAAUUUGUGCCAGUUUAUACGGAUUAGAAGUCGUGGCUCGCGAUAUUGAAGAUGCAACUGCCAAUACCACCCGAUUCCUUAUUAUCGGUACUUCGAGCGAUAAUGCGACCCUUGACGAUCACACCUUGAUCCGAUUCACCGUCGAUCAUCGUCAACCGGGAGCGUUAUGCGAUGGCUUGAAAGUGUUCAAAGAUCAUCAACUCAAUCUCUUUAAAAUCGAUUCGCGUCCGAGUGGACAGCGACCUUGGCAUUACGUGUUUUUUGUUGAAUGUUCUGGCCAUGCUCAGAACGAAGAGGUACAAAAGGCCGUGAAAGAAUUGAAUCAAUUCUGUUUGGAUGUGGUCGUUCUCGGCAGUUUCCCCAAUCAGCGACCGGAAUAAUACUAGAUAAGGAAUUGAGACCCAAAAAAAAAGAACACAUACGAAGAAGAGUAUGUAAUAAUUCCCCUGGAUGAAUAGAUUGCUCCUUUUAGUCAUAACAGAGAACAUAUCACAGUCAUAUCCCCUUUGUGUUAUUUUUUCAACUGUAUGACCUUUUUUUAUUUUUAUGUAUAAAAGGGAUUUAUCAUAUAAAAUCGUGG
This is a messenger RNA of Radiomyces spectabilis, 1540 nucleotides long. RefSeq names its product Prephenate dehydratase-domain-containing protein. NCBI's taxonomy places the organism in Eukaryota, Fungi, Mucoromycota, Mucoromycetes, Mucorales, Radiomycetaceae. The record is from RefSeq and is a predicted model, not a curated record. Gene Ontology annotation, cellular component: cytoplasm. Bases 243 to 1340 code for a protein of 365 amino acids. Gene Ontology annotation, molecular function: prephenate dehydratase activity; chorismate mutase activity. The transcript is spliced from 6 exons. Gene Ontology annotation, biological process: chorismate metabolic process; L-phenylalanine biosynthetic process.